CCUAAUCGUUGCCAAGAUAGAGUCGUUCGUUGGCGGAUCAGUGCCGCUCUGCCUAUUUGCCCCUGCGAUCACCGAGCAAGCAGUGCCUCGCUCUCUCUCUGAUUCACUAUGGGGCGCGUACGAACCAAGACCGUGAAGAAGUCUUCGCGCCAAGUGAUAGAGAAGUACUACUCUCGAAUGACCCUUGAUUUUCACACGAACAAGAAAAUCCUAGAGGAGGUGGCUCUCAUUCCCUCCAAGAGGCUCCGCAAUAAGAUUGCGGGAUUCUCCACCCACCUGAUGAAGAGGAUCCAGAAGGGUCCCGUUCGGGGCAUCUCCCUUAAGCUUCAGGAGGAGGAGCGCGAGCGCAGAAUGGAUUUCGUGCCCGACGUUUCUGCGAUAAAGACGGAUCACAUUGAGGUCGAUAAGGAGACUCUUGAUAUGCUCAGCGCUCUCGGCAUGAGCGAGAUUCCAGGGGUUGUUCAAGUUGAUCCCGUUCCCGUGCAGCAAUCCUUUGGAUUUGGCCGCGGUGGUUUUGGUGGAGCCGGCAGGAGGUUCUAAGGGCUUCGUGACGCUCACCCUGGUUUGAGUUUCGAGUUCUUUUUGGCUUUUGUUUGUUUACUUAAUGUAAGGUAUUUGAAAGUACUUUGCGUUUAUAGUGAAGGAUAUUUGUUAGCCGUGGCUAUUAUCAGUUUUUGUGAACUACAAUACUUUUCCCCUUAAUGCCUUGUUUUAUUUACGUUCACGCUUAUUUAGGGCUCUUUUCCAUGGUAUUGGAUCGGGUGCCCCCAUUAACCGUAGUUCACUGAUUGGGUGCUCAAUAAAUUUAGCUGUAUUUUUUUUUU
Molecule: messenger RNA, 824 nt
Organism: Neltuma alba
Lineage: Eukaryota; Viridiplantae; Streptophyta; Magnoliopsida; Fabales; Fabaceae
Product: 40S ribosomal protein S17-like
Exons: 1
Coding region: 109-540 (143 amino acids)
Biological process (GO): translation
Cellular component (GO): ribosome
Molecular function (GO): structural constituent of ribosome
Source: RefSeq, a predicted model, not a curated record